AUGAGCGCCGAGUUGACGCAAAAAACCCACGAGCUUAAGCUUGCUGAUUCUCAGCCUGUAGAGAACGAAGAGGUCGAUUCUGCCUCUGAAAACGAGGCUGGCGAGGCCACCGGAGACAAGAAGAAGAAAAAGAAGAAGAACAGCAAGAAGAAGAAGAAGAAGGGUCCGCCCAGCACCGGCAUUUCCCACCAGUUCCAGAAGGGCGUUUAUCCUGAGGGCGAGAUUUGUGAAUAUGCCGUCACCGAGAGUUUGAAUCGCAUGACUUCUGAGGAGAAGCGUGCGCUGGAGAUCGAUCACCAACAGCAGUACAAUGAUCUGCGGAAGGCCGCUGAGGUCCACCGCCAGGUUCGUACCUACGCCCGCAACAACAUCAAACCGGGUAUGCUUAUGACCGAUAUUGCCGAGAUGAUUGAAAACUCUACCCAAAGUCUUGCCGAGGGCGAUACUUGGAAGUCUGCUGGUACUGGUUUCCCAACCGGUUUGUCUUUGAAUGAUUGUGCUGCGCAUUGGACACCUAAUAAGGGAGACAAGACAAUUCUGCAGGAAUCUGACGUUCUCAAGGUCGACUUUGGUGUCCAUGUGAACGGCAACAUCAUUGAUUCCGCCUGGACCAUGACCUUCCAGGACCAGUACGAUCCCCUGGUGGCUGCUGUUUCGGCCGCUACCAACGAAGGUGUAAAGCAGGCCGGCAUCGAUGUUCGUCUUGGUGAUAUUGGUGCUGCUAUUCAAGAAGUUAUGGAGUCGUAUGAGGUCGAGAUCAAUGGCAAGACCUACCCCGUGAAGGCCAUCAAGAACCUCUGCGGCCAUAAUAUUGCCCCCUAUACAAUUCAUUCCGGCAAAUCCGUGCCCAUUGUGGCCAGUCCCGACCAAACCAAAAUGGAAGAGGGUGAAGUCUUUGCUAUCGAGACAUUUGGCUCCACUGGCCGCGGUUAUGUGGUUGGCCAGGGUGAGGUUUCUCACUAUGCUCGUUCGGGCACAGCUGGCCACCAGACGCUUCGUUUGGCCUCGGCAAAGCAACUGCUCAAUGUCAUUGACAACACAUUCGGCACUCUGCCUUUCUGUCGCCGAUAUCUUGACAAGAUUGGCCAGGACAAGUAUCUUUUGGCACUGAACAAUUUGGUCAAAGCCGGCGUCGUUACGGAUUAUCCUCCUCUAAUGGAUGCGCCGAACUCUUAUACUGCCCAGCUAGAGCAUACGAUUAUCCUUCGGCCUACGUGCAAAGAGGUACUGUCAAGAGGUAAUGACUAUUAG
This is a messenger RNA of Wickerhamiella sorbophila, 1251 nucleotides long. Its product is annotated as Methionine aminopeptidase 2. Gene Ontology annotation, biological process: proteolysis. The record is from RefSeq and is a predicted model, not a curated record. Gene Ontology annotation, molecular function: metalloaminopeptidase activity. Bases 1 to 1251 code for a protein of 416 amino acids. The transcript has a single exon. Lineage: Eukaryota; Fungi; Ascomycota; Dipodascomycetes; Dipodascales; Trichomonascaceae.